GGCGGGGAGCUGGGGCCCGCGUCCCGCCAUCGGGCCGGGCCGGGCCGGGUCGGGUCGGGUCGCCCAGCGCCCUCCGGCUUCCCGGGAAGUCGCUCCGGGACUAGAGGAGCGCGGUCCGCCCCCGGCGCGGGGGGACGGGGUGCCACCAGCCUCCCCGUGCGGCCUGCCUGUGGCCCCGGUCCUGGGCUGCUGGCGGUGUAGGCCUUGGCACCAUGGAUCCCUUUCUGGCCCUGCUGCACCACUUCUCCACCAGGCUGUCGAGCAGGGAGCUUGAUUCCCUCAAGUUUCUCUGCGGGGGGAAGAUUGGGAAAAGGAAGCUGGAGUCGGUGGAGAGUGGCGGGGAUCUCUUCAGCAUCCUCCUCGAGCAGCAGCUGAUCACAAGCACCGACGUGUCGUUUCUUCAGGGUUUGCUUGUCAGCAUCGAAAGGGAAGAUCUGGUCUCUCAGCUAAAGCAGUUCGUGGAGGAAGGGGAAGUUACUACACCUGAGGACGAACCUGAUGUGCACGAAAAACGUCUUCAGAAGGCAGCUAUUGAAGUCAUACAUGAAAACGUUGGGAGAGACUGGAAAAUGCUGAUGCGAAAACUUGGCCUUUCUGAAGUGAAACUGGACAGGAUAGUGGCAGCCCAUCCCUUCAGCUUGCAGGAGCAGGUGGUUCAGGCGCUUCGAGAGUGGCAGAAGUGGAAGGGAAAAGAUGCAAAGGUGACUGACUUAAUAAAAGCUCUUCGGGACUGUCAUAUGAAUUUGGUGGCAGACAGAGUUGAACAGAAGCUCUUGCCGCUGAACAAUGGAACCAGGUGAAAGCAAUAUAAAAACACUUCCAUAUCCCACGGAUGUGGAUGAAAAAAGUAAAAGUGCCUUUUGCUCUUCUGAACCAAAAUCGGUCUCAUUGGUACUGUUUCUCUGCCAUUAAUUUAGGUGCCUUAAUCGGUUGAUUUGUGGUCAGAUGAAGGUUAACAGAAAAACAAAUUCCUUUCAGGUAAUGCUUUGUAGUUUGAUGCUUUCUUUAAGAAGUUUUAACUUUUAGGAGGCUAAAACUCCGUUUUGUAGAAAUUCACGCUGUUGUUCUACCACCCACCUGAAAACAAGGAUUUGCUUUACUGCAGGUACUUUUCAGAUACAUCUUCUCUGGAAGUACAUCCAUGGGACACUUCUGAGGCAACUGCAAUUUAAUAUGUCAUAGGGAGGUUGGAUUUUAUGUUUUUUUAUGUGGUCUAGUGUAACCGUAGUGUGAAAGGCAGAAGGAGUAGACCUCUUAGCUGUGUGCUGGAUUUUGUUCUUGAGUAGCAUAAGAUAGUAUCUUCCAUAAUUUGUCAGAUACAUUUGCUCUCUAUAAAAGGAUACUAAGACAACUAACCUCAGGUCUCAAAGACCGCAGUGCAAGAGUGCCAGUAACUAUUGCGGUGUUUUUUUCUUGGCAGAAAAUGUGCCCAGGUUGAAAAUGAACUAGUUGAAAUCAAAUGUCUGUGUUAGGUGCGUUCAUCUUCCCAAAGGAGGUAUUCUCCUGCAAGUAUCACAGAAAUUGUGUGUGUCUGUCACAUGUUUACUGCAGCCUCUUCCUAUUGCCAUGAAUGUUUUAAGAUUCUUUACUAGGAAUCUAGUAACAAAAGCGUGUACUGUAACAAAAACCUGGAAACCAUUGGUUUCUUUUUAGUGGAGGGGUGUGAAAGCCUACUGAGAGCGAAUACAUAGUACAUACUUUAGUGAUAUCCUGUGAAGACCAGCAGUCUUUCACCACAAUUUGUUCUCUUCAAAGGUCACUCCAGAUCCAAUAGCUCUUCCAAGUCCUUUGCAAUUGUUUAGUUCAUUCCUGUUCCUUGACGUUUUGUGAAAGUGGUUGUAAGCAACUCGCAGAGGAAAGGAUUUAUGAAUGAGGCCAGAUUCAGUUUUCAGUUUUAAUUUGGAACAGACUUUAAAAAAUGGUCUUCAGGCCUAACCUAAGGCUGAAGCACAAGCUUCAAGACAUGCAGGGCUGUAGAGGCCUCUGGGAAUUAUCCCCUAUGUGAGGGGGGAAAAGUCUUCUGAAACUAAUACUGCUUGAAUGAACAGGAUUGUUUGUCACUGCAAACAUCCUUUAACUACAUAAAUAGAUACUUGAAGAGGAGAGGCUUCUUUUUUGAUACUGUACCUGUUUCAUGUUUGGCUGCUUUCAAGUUCUUUUUACAUAGUGCCAUGACUGUGAAGGCUAUGUGUCAGCAUAUAGUGUACCACUACCCUGCAUAAAUGUUCUGGCUGAUAAUUUUCAAGUUUUCAUUGCUGUUGGUGCCUCUAGACGAUGUCACAUUAUUUGUAUGUAAUGGAAAUGGCUGUAACUUUUCCUUCAGGUUUUUCCUUAAAUGAUUCCCACAAGUAUUUUUCUAAUCAUAGUACAUUAAAUAUCAGUGAUUGUAUCCAAGCAAAGGAGCAGUGGGUAAUGCAGAAGUUCUCACUUGUUUGCCUUUUUGGGCAGGUACAGUUCUCUAAGUACUUGCUCCAGUACUUCUCAGUAUCAACUGUCAGUUCCAGGCUUCCAGUAGGAGACACGCUGCUGCAUUUCAGCUAAAUGACUAGCCCACAUGUUUCGGAGGUUUUUGUUUAAUAGAUAUGGUCGUCAUUCUAUGAGUAAAGAAAAUGAUUGCUUCAGACAUCCUUCAUGCCUGUAAGCAAUCUUUGCGAGCAGCGUGGAGCAAAGUGCAGUUAGCAAGAUGAGUUAUGCUUAUGGUGAAGCAGUUCUGCAACAGUUCCAAGUUCAAUCUGUCCAGUAACAUGUUUUUCUUAUCCACUUGUAAUAAGUCUUCUGGUUCACAGAAUAUAGGCUUAUCUGGAAUAUGAAAAUAAAUAUACUGCCUACUGCAUAUAACUGGGAUACGUUAAGAACCAGUAGGAAUAACCUGUUAGUUGUAGCCAAGUGCUCAUCAACUACAAGAAAUAUUCUGCCUCAGAAGAUAAAAAGCCUCCUGUUUUUUUAAGGAUUUUUAUAUAGUGGAUGUUUUACUGCGUAUGAAAGCAACGACCUAGACUGCAGCAAUCUGUGCAGUACUUCAGGGCCAAUAAAACUUUUUAUUAGAGAUUAAAAAGUUUAUUAUUUAAGAAUAAUCAAAGGGAACGAAAUGGAGCAAAGGGAACAAAACCUUUCUGUUGGGAGGAGGGGUAAGGGAAAAGGGUGCAAUUUGUAAGGAAAUAUGUGAUGAUCCAGUUAGAAAGCUUUUCUUUUCAAAUGAAGUAUUUUGGAUUCAAAUAUACAUCUUUUUAUAACUUGCAUUCUUGUUUUAUAUUGUAAAAUUUUGUGCACAUUUCAUUAAAAAUGCUUCCUUAAAAACAAAAGAAAUGGAGCUGGUUUUUUUUAUAUAUAUAAUUGGUUUGCUGUCUAUGAUGAGAUCUCUAAUUGGGAGAAGAUAAAUGUUAAGUGUACUUUUAAAGCAAGGAGUGGUGCUGAACAGGCAUUAAUGUUACCAAUAUCUUUGGAAGAUUGAGGGGGGUGGGUGGGAAAGGCAAAAAGCUUUGUCAUUUAAUUUCUCAGAAGUGCUAAAAAGGCUAUAGUUUUCCUAUCAGGAGUAGCAUUUGAAUGCUGUCGCUCAGGGAAGCUUAAGAAAAAAACACAUUCUCUGGCAGCCCUCGGGAGCCCAAAAUUGAGUCGCAGUGCAGCAUGCGCAUGGGAGACGGGCCUUCUGUUUCCUUUUUUUAUCUCUGCUAAUCAUGCUGUGUGUUGAAGCCUUCAGAGCAGGCUCUUGUGCUGUGUGAAGCUACACAGAGAAAAAAUUGGACCGUUGUCAUCAGAGAUGUAAAAAACAUGCAACUAGGAUUUUACGUGGUAGGCAUUUUAUUUACAGGCAGCAGCUGUAGGCACCGAAGAAAUUAUUUAACAGCAUAGUUUGGAAAUGAUAUACCUGACCAAAGUAAAAGGAAGAAUCUUUCCUUCUCGUUCUGCAUGCACUUUUAUGGUGCCCCUGAAUGGUUAUGGCAGAAGAUUGGUGAGUCCCUGCCAUUUCAGGCUUUGGCUUCACAGGUAAAAAGUACGAAGAACGAGUUAGCGCCAAGUUCCUCGAUGGCUUUUGUGGCAAGGGCAAUGGUUCACUAGACUGAAACUGCCAAAUUGAUCUCACCUUGGCUAGACUUAAUAUUUCACAUUCAUGUAUGAGGAAAUGUUAAUGAUUCCUGGAAGUUUUAGGCAUCUUUAUUCAAAAUUGUUUAAGGGUCAAAGGGAAGUUAAAAGUUUAUUUGGAUUUCUGAGAAGAUCUGACCUGUAUUUGGAGUACUGACUGAUUGUGCGUAGCAUGAAAGGAAAAGUGACCAAUAUUCCUGUAGCUCUUUGUGUGAAAGCUUAAAUGUAUUGUGGCAGCUUAACUUAUAGACCUAAGCUAGAACUUGUUUGUGAGUCAAUAUUGAUGUUGACACUUUUAAAUGUGAAUUACAAUGCAAACAGAUGGUAUGGUCAAAGAGUCUUUCAUAUGAACUGUGUUCAGGAGAGCAAGGAAUUUAGUUUUGAAAUAAAUCAUUGGCUGUGCUUGUUACAGCACAGAUGAACAAUGUCAGGUCUGCUGUUUUCUCUGUUGUGAAUUAUUCCCCUUUAUCUUACAUGUGGCUUUCAGCCAUCUUCUAAUUUUAUUUUUUUUUUGUUGUUAUUCUGACUUGGUUUAAGGAUUAACUUAAAACAAUGACAAGGCUUUUUCAGCUUUUGUCUACCUUCCUAGAAAUAAUGGUUUCUUAACCAAAAGCAGGGAGAGGACAACCUUUCAUACCUUUUUCUCUUGGUUGUUUUUUUUUCCCCUCGCAAGCUACAUGCCAUGUAACCUUACUUUCAGCAGCUAGAUUGUAAAUGGAUUUUUAUGUAAUAACUGCCAGGAUUAAUUAAUUGUAAUUUGACAAAAGCUACGUGAAGACCUCCAUACAAAGGAACAAGGCAUUCAGGCAAAUGGAAAAAGGCAAAAAGAAAACUUGAGUGACUAAGAGUAUUAUCUGGCACAACACAGGGGCAAAUCUUUUGUUGGAGGCUAAGAUGAGUCAAAAGACUACAUGUGAAGACCUCAACGGCAGCUGAGGACAUGCUGGAUCAAACCUCAGGUGAAGAUAAUGACACUCCUGUAAGAUACUUGAACUCAGAAGAGUGACCCAUAGGGAUCAGUCAAGAAGCACAACCUGCAUAUGUGAAUUUUGACUCCAACUAGAGGAGGCAGUAUGAACUGUGGUUGGUGUUCAUGCUCAUAAAUGGGGGUGGGUGGUGGGAGUCUGUUUUACACUGUUUUCCCUGCUGUCCCUGCUGCCAUCUCUGCAGUGGCCACUCUGCCGUGCACUUCUGUACACAGCACUGUAGUGUGGGUACCACUCUACGCACAAAACCAAGCCUCAUCUGGGGCCUUGGCACUUGUGUCUUUGGGACAGACAGAAAGCCAUGUUAUGCCAAUAUCAAACAGGAAGUUAAUAUAAUUACUUCCAGCAGCAUUAGCUUCAGUUUACAAUGUAAGUACUACUAAGUAGUAGCUAUCUGGAGCUGUGUAUGUCUUGCUCUGUUCUUAACAACAGAUUUUUUUUAAAAUUUUUUUUCUAGAAGGGGAUGGAGAAAUUGCCCACUUCAGUUGAGCUUCAGUUGUAUAAUUGAGAAAUUGCUAUUGAAGUCAGGAGAAUUAGGUAUUGACUCUGGAAGACGUAAGUAUUGUACGUGAUCAUUAAUAACAUAGAUGGAGAAGAUUUUACUGAAGUACGCUGCCUUUGUAGUUGAGAGAAUUAUUGGUAUUUAGGGUCUCUGACUAUGUGUAUGGAGUGCACUUGAUCCCCAAAACUUAUAAUUCCAAGGGCUGCAGAAGGCAUUCCUCAGUUUUUCCAUCCUUUGCGUGCUCCCUGACAGUAAGUUUUACGGAGGAGAUUCCUGUAAAUUUGGCCAGGGUAGUAACAGGCUUACUGGUGCCAAGCCAAGAAGAGACAACACAGUGCUAGGUUAACAGUUAGACUCAGUGAUCUUAAAGGUCUUUCUAACCUAUGUGAUUCUAUGAUUGUGUUUUGAUUAAUUGUUAAAAAAGAUGCUUCAAUAAGGUUGUAGGUACCCUUAACACAUACAUCUUGAUACCAGGGUAUCUUAGCAGCAGUAAAAUCAUAAUUUCAGACAAGAACCUGAAAACUGCCUUUCUUUAAGGGAAAUGUGAAUCCAGCAGUAGGAAUAACCUGUGCAAGCAGGGUGGCGCAGAGGCAGCUGCCGCUUCUGUUGACAUUAGGGAUGCUGCUGGCAUCCUGCCUUCUCCGUGAGGCACUGUGGGUUCCCCUCCCCACUGCAUGUUUCACCCAGGUCAUGUGCUGCAUGCUCUGGGUUUAUGGAUUUGCAGGGUAUUUUGCUCAAAGUCAUGGUGUUUCUUCAUAAGUGAAGGAUGAGACCUCUUGCAGCUCUCUUGGCUUUUAUGUUGACAGGCAUACACUAUCUUUCAUGCAGUUGUUAGUUAAACAUCAGAGUAGUGUACACUUUAUGGCUGAAGGGUAAGGACAGACCAAUACAGAAGCAAUCAGGGAGGGAAUUUACUUCAAAAGAUACUAUAAUAAUUUUGCAAAAGAGGAGAAGCACCAUUUAACUAUAUUUCCAUUAUUUGUCUUAAUAUUUGUUUCAAGCUGACUUGAGCACUGUUCCCAAAGGUCUUGUUUUUUUCCUCUGGCAAAAGUAGAGCUGCUCUUUCUAAAGUAUUGUCUGUUUCCCCUGAAGGUUCCCUUAUGACUCUGAUUGCUUUUAAAUGUCACUGUGCUGCUUAAGGCUACUAGUAGGUGGUCUGAGCUGAAUGUUUACUGUUACAUGGCUUAUACCUAUACUUAUUUUCCAUGUCAGAUCUUGACCUAGUAACCUUCCUCUUCUCAAAAUGCCGAAGGUGAAAUUUAGUUUUAAAUGACUCGGUUGCCUAGGCAGAAGUGCUGUUAAUUAGAACAGGAAAUUAAUAUUGGGAGAUAAACUUUCUUUAGUAGCAGUUUAAUACACCAUAUCUAUUGGCAGACAAUUUCAUCUGAGCCUUAGGAUCACCUUGAAACUGGGGAUGUUUUUGGCAAAAUACAUUGCUGCCAUUGCAAGUUUCCAUAGCUUUUAGAAUUUUUAUCUGUUGCAGUUUUCUUUAUGACUUCAUUUUGAGGCUGUGGUAUUUUUUAGUCACCAUCUCAGCCAAUUAAUCUUAGCAAAUUAAUAUUUUUAGUAAAUACUGUGAAGACAACGGGGAGCUCUAAAAUGGUGAAAAUGAACAUUUACAUAAACUAGUGAUUCACUGAAAGCAUUAUUUACAUUUUCAUUUGCCUAUAAGCUGAAGCUUGUUGCACAGAAAAAUCAUUCUGCAUUGUUCACACACAUACGAUUUGGGACUAAUACCUUACCAACAUUAUUAUCUUCACGUACACAAGUUAGUAGUUCAAUUCAGCAUGCAUCUGAAUAAUGAAGAUAGUGAUUGCUGCACACAAUUUCAUACAGGCAAUGUGAAUGUAAUGAAAGGUAUGUUAUCGUUUGAAGUCUAGUCAGUUAAGGAUUAAAAAUAGUGUUAAGUGCUAUUUGAGAUCUCUUUAUUUUUUAAAUGCUUUAUCUACUUUACCAUAGUAUGAAGGACUAAUGAUAGAGGAUCUUGAGUACAUAGAAAUCAUGGUCCACUUAGCUUAGUGCCUACUCCAAAGCCACUUGAAACAGUAGGAGCCUUUGCAUAGCAGGCAGAGUGAAAAAACCCUGUUUUUUUCCUCCAAACUGAUCUACAGAACAGAAGUGUUACUUCACAUGUAAAUCCUUUUUAUUCUAAUCAGACUAUUUAUAAAGCUCAUUGCAUAUAUUAUCAAAAUAAUACAAUCCUUCAAUUUUAUUUUUCUCUUUUAACAGUUCUCAUAACAUUCCAAAAGCUGAAGUCUCAAUUUUGAAAUGAUCCACACAGAAACCUACUUGUGUUCUCUCGAGGUCUUGUGAAGUAAACAGGUGAAAGCUCAAUGUCAACAGAGCUCACUGUGGGAUCAGUGCAUGCGUAUACAAGGUGUUUUGGAAUGAAAAUAACACAAUUAUUUUUUCUUCCUAAUUUUUCACAUAUUGUGAGAGAUUGCCAUGGUUCUAAAGGUGUUGGCUCUCGUCUUGCAAAUACAUAACUUAAUUCCAAACCAGUUAAAAUUAACAAGACAGACAAAACUUAGGUUGCUAAAUCUAAAGCAAUGAAGCCAAUAACAGCAUUGUUUAUUUCUAUGGACAUGCACAUUCUUUUUAGUUGCUUUCCUACAAACAAGGUGUGCUGUUUCUCACACGUAUCCAGCAUCCCAGCCCAGAUUCAUCUCACACUGGUUUGGACAUCUAACUACAGCUCCCACGGCAGGAGUCCAGUGUCCAUAGGCUCCUUCUGUAGUCAAUGAGGAGAGAUAAGCAUCUUGAGUGGGUGAUUCAUGGACCACACCAAAGAUCUGAAUCACUCCCAUGGAGUGGCUCUCUCACUUCACUGAUUACAGAGGCGACCAAGGGUAAAUGGGUUCAUGAUGUAGGUGGUCAGCCAGGUGGAAUGUAUCCAGACCUGUUCUAGUUAGUCAGGAUCUGCAUUGUCACAGCUGGUUCUGAAUUCUUGACUCCAGAGAGCUGCUUCUUCCAAUACUAUUCACAGCUACCUCACGUGGUAUGGGGCCUUUCCUAAAACUAUGCUUUUUUAAAAAAAAAGAGUAGCUAAAUAAUGCACAACCCUAUUGCCCUGAACUUGUAACUGAAUGUACGUUUAGGUAGAUAUUGUCAUUAUAGUUCCAAAAGACCUGUUUUAAGAUGUGCUGGAAUUGGUAUGCUCAUGUAGUGUACACUAUGUUUGCAUUAGAUACUAGGGGUAUAUUUCACUCCAGAUUGAAAUAAAUUAUGCUUUGCUUUAGAAAUUCUUUCUAGCUCAAGGGGAUUUCUGCCACUGUAAAUCCAUACAAGAAAGACAACAGCUGCAAUAAUUCUGAACUGCAAAUUGCACAACUGAAGCUGAAACUAAGCAGAAAACCUUUUCAAGUUCACUGGGUUUGUGCUUGAAUGGGCAUAUGUGCCUUUGGUUGCAGGAAUAGCAGCUAAAUUUAGAAUAUAUUUAUGCUCUUGACAUAGGUAUGAUUCCCAUUAAAAUAAAUUGUGUAAGUUAGAGUUUUCUGCAUGUCUCCAGUUUCUUGUGUGUUUUGUGGAGACUUUUGUUCUGAUCAGGUGCACUAAGUCCAACUCAAAACCCACUGAAAUUUUGGAGAAGCCAAUUUUGAUUUGAUUUACACUCACCUAAAUCUGACACAGAUCUAUGUAGACCCAUAUUAUACAAAUAAAAUGUCGAUGUAAAGAAGAACUGUGUCAAGGCAUAGUUUCUAGAAGUUAUGGCUUUUGUUGCCGAAGGGCUGACACAUUUACUAGUAGUGCACUUAUCUUUAUACAUGGGCAUAACCAUUAAUUACCUCUGUCCUCUUCUCUAUAGGCCACCUUCCAGCUUCUUCCCCUCUCGUUCCUUCUCCCUCAGGCAAAGCGUCUCUUCUGUCUAGCAACCUCUGGAGACAUUUGUUACGGUAACAGAAUAGUCCAGGUCAGGUCUGCCUACCGACAGAAGAAUAAUCAGUGCUGUUGGCAAAAAUCGUGUUCUUUCAUCUAUUCAUUUUGGUAUGAAACGCCUGAAAUGUGUUCAAAAUGCAUUUUGCUGAUAAGUCAUUAAGUCAUCUCUAAAGGACAGGGAGUAAAUAAGGUACCAUUGGCUCGACUCAGAAGGAAAAAAAAAAAAGCGUAGGCAAUCUUGGACUAUUUUCAGCAGAGGUUUUGUGCUAGUGUAGGGUGGCUUUGAGGCUCACAAAGGAAAUUUCAGUACAAAUGAACCAUAAAGCACUCUGUGGGCAGUGAAAGCAGCAAAUGCAACCCUGCGCUGCUGUGAAGCGAACGGAGGAGCGCUUUGCUUUUUUUGCCUUCUGGUGAGCAGCUCUUCCUCACGGUGAGCGGGUGGCAGCAGGUGUUUGUCCUCAGAGCUGCACUGCCAGCAGGGAAGGCAGUUCAGCACGGCUGCACCCUGACACCUCGCUGUGCAAAACUUGCUGGCAGGAAGAGGCUGCUGUUUUGCUGAGCUUGGAUAAACAUUAGGAUCUAAUUUAUCAUGUGACGGGAAAGGAAAGCUUUUUUUUUUUUUUUCCCCCCUGUUUUUAACAGCUUUUGUUUGAAUUUCAUCCUAUGGUUUUGAGGUGCAAAGAGUGGAGAGUUAUUUAACCUGGGUCUUUGAACUUAUUACUUUGCUGUCAGCUGAUGUAGAGUAUGGCUCUCUCUGGACAUGUCUACAAGCAUUACAUCUCACUAAAUGACACAGACAGGGAGCCAGACCUCUUGCUGAACUUACAGAAGAGACAUCAUACUCAUUUCAUUUAAAAGAUCUGAGCUGCUAGUGCUCUUCAGGUUGUAUGGUAUAUCUUGAGUUACAUGCCCGGGAGGAAUUAAAAAGGAAACCCUUUUCCUUGUACUCCAAAGUAAAUAGGAAUGCUGAGAAAUAUUUGGAUAUUUGCAGAGCCUGGGAGUUCUCCCGACUUUAUUAUUUCAUGUGUAUUAUGUGCAACACAGAGCAUUAUGCAAAAAUCUGAUUAUUCAGCUGUGUUUUGUGACAUUUGAAGUCCUGACCCUAUGCUGAUUUGCUCUGGGCUAUGGUGGACUGCACACAGGGAUAGCAAUAUGGCUUCAAAAUCAGGCCUUUCAGAUAUUUCUGAGGCGCCUCAGAAAUUCUGCUGUAUUCACAGUCUGGGCUUUUGAGUAUAGUGUUUACAAAGCGAGGUGCCUAAUGAAGGUAUUUGCAGUACAUCAUGUGGGAGGCAUAUUCCUUAACUACGAUAUUCUGGAUUCAAGUUCCCUCCUGGACUAAGACAUCCUUUUGAGCAUGAAUAAAUACCUAGCUCUUUAUACCUGAGGAGUCAGUGCCUCCCUUUUAUACAGCAGACAUUUAUAUGCCAUGGGAACUCUGUUCCCACCUGAGGCUGAAACCCAUUUCUCAAGAAAGUGCCUAACCAUUUCCAUCUCUCCUCUGAAACUUGUGUAGAAAGUGAUACGUGAUUUGAAGGUGACAAAGAUAAAGGUGACAAAUCCUUGAGGCUGAGGGAGGGUCUGCAGCUAAAACCUCCUGCCUCUUUGAUGGGAAGUCCAACUGCAGAUGUGAGGAGCUGAGAAAUCUGAAUGCGAGAGUGUCUCUGCCUUGUUAACAAACUGGUUGAAGUGAAGAUUCAUAUAUGGAGUUCAUUCAUACUUAUUCUUCAAUUCAGAAUUGCAUGGUUAUUUUGAAGACGCUGCCUUGACAGCUCCUUAGACUGAAGUUGUCUUCAUCCGCAGAAUGGUACAGCAAAAGUAAUCAAGAUGAAAGUCUUACUUUACUAGACUGGCAUCAAUUUGACUUCUUUACACUCCUAAAUAUUGCACUACAGAAGAACAAAAGAAUUCUCUGAAAUCCUAGUCUGAGAGAAUCAGACAAAAUCAGCUCCUGUGGUGUAUAAGGAAUAGAGUCAUCAACGAAUUGCAUGCAAGUUAUGGGAGACAAUUUUGUUCAUGUAGAUAAAGACAAAAAGAAUUUGGAGCAAUGAAACAGAAGCAUCUAUCUGAAGAAACAUGCUUAGAAAUAAAGAGCCGAUUGCAUUCAAGGUAAUCUUCAGGGCCUAGUUUUAAGUGUUAACUGCCUUUGGCCCCAGAAACACGUUGCUGUGCUUCAUAAGCAUAGCCCAGAUUUUGCUGAUUGGUAUAUAUUAAUUUGAAUUAUGUGACAGAAACCCUCAGUGUGGGUUAAACGCUCAGUAGCAGGUUGAAGGAGAGGGCUAGGUGAAUGAUGCCUUCCUUCAUCCCCUCCCAUGAUCAUCUGAAGUAGUUAAAGUUAAAAUCGAAGCUUCUAAGUUUCUAAAUAUAUCAGUAUAAAUCAAAGCUUCUAAGUAAUAGCAUUGAGCUAUACUUGAGACUAUUGACAACACAGGUUAAUUCAUAACAUUGGGAGGUUUCCUCAGGAAGAGCACAAUUGAUUUUGGAUUGGUUUUGCUACUCUUUCUACCCUGAAAAGUCAGACCUCAGUAUUUAUACAAUCACACUUCAAUGGUGUAUUACUCAGCAUUAAAUCUGUGCUAACCAGUA
This is a messenger RNA of Falco peregrinus (peregrine falcon), 12027 nucleotides long. It is a transcript of the gene FADD, whose product is annotated as Fas associated via death domain. NCBI's taxonomy places the organism in Eukaryota, Metazoa, Chordata, Aves, Falconiformes, Falconidae. Bases 213 to 800 code for a protein of 195 amino acids. Gene Ontology annotation, molecular function: protein binding. The transcript has 7 exons. Gene Ontology annotation, biological process: negative regulation of extrinsic apoptotic signaling pathway via death domain receptors; signal transduction. The record is from RefSeq and is a predicted model, not a curated record.